Tilletiaria anomala UBC 951 is the source of this 1176-nucleotide messenger RNA. RefSeq lists its product as uncharacterized. NCBI's taxonomy places the organism in Eukaryota, Fungi, Basidiomycota, Exobasidiomycetes, Georgefischeriales, Tilletiariaceae. The transcript has 7 exons. The annotation marks the transcript as partial. Gene Ontology annotation, biological process: pyrimidine nucleotide-sugar transmembrane transport. The record is from RefSeq and is a predicted model, not a curated record. Gene Ontology annotation, molecular function: pyrimidine nucleotide-sugar transmembrane transporter activity. Gene Ontology annotation, cellular component: Golgi membrane; intracellular membrane-bounded organelle.
GUCAUGGCAUCCCGAACAGCGGUGCCGGCCCUCGUGGCCGGUAUGCUCGCGACCGGCAUCUGCAACUCUAUCUUCAACAAAUAUCAAGAUAUGCAAUGCGUCGCGCACUGCGAUGACCCUGAUCCACAACGCCGCACCGACUUCACUCAGCCCGUUUGGCAGACACUGCAAAUGUUCUUGGGAGAAUCCAUCUGCCUGCUGCCAGUAGGAGCACGACUCUUAUGGGAGUACAGGAAAAAACAGGGGCAAUAUAGCGCAGUUGCGCUCCAGGAUCCAGAGCCAGAUGCAGAUCAAGGCAAUGUAGAGCUACAGGAGCAUGAAGCAGUAGGCUUGGCGGCGCAGCCCAAGGAAAUGCAAGGGCGCGCGAUUCUUCUCUUCUUCACUCCUGCCUUGUGCGAUAUCAUCGGUACUUCACUCAUGAAUGUUGGCCUUCUGUUCACACCUGUUAGCAUCUAUCAAAUGACACGCGGAGCGCUCGUCUUAUGGGUGGGAGUCUUUAGCGUCAUCUUUCUGCGACGGCACCUCUUCCUCUUCCAAUGGGUUUGCCUCGCAAUGGUCAUGCUUGGCGUAUCCAUCGUUGGCUUGAGUGGCACUCUCAUCUCUUCGUCUACCAGCGAUGCUCCAAGCAGGCCGGACGAUGACCUCCCGCCGGCAACCCAGGCCAUCCUUGGCGUCCUCCUCAUCCUCUUUGCUCAGAUCUUCACCGCGACUCAGUUUGUGCUAGAGGAGAAGAUUAUGUCCAAGUACACUGUCGAGCCGCUCCUUGCCGUCGGGUAUGAAGGAAUAUUCGGGUUUUCAACCACGCUAGUAGGCAUGAUCUUCCUGCACUACUUCAUUGGCAAGACUCCUGAUGGCAAGGGUGGGCCAUUCGAUCUCCAUGCUGGCUGGUCGCAGAUUAUCUCCGUCCCUGCCAUCCUCUACAGCAGCGUUGCGAUCGCGCUCUCCAUCGCCUUCUUUAACUUCUUUGGACUUUCCGUCACAAGGACAGUCAGUGCAACAGCUAGAAGUACAAUUGAUACCUGCCGUACGCUUGGCAUCUGGAUCGUCAGCCUCCUCGUGGGCUGGGAAGUUUUAUUGCCCCUCACAGGCUCGUUGCAGUGCCUGGGAUUCAUCUUCCUCGUCACAGGUACCAUGGUCUUCAACGGCGUCGUACGACCACCACGCUUCCUCCGACCU